This is a messenger RNA of Salarias fasciatus (jewelled blenny), 765 nucleotides long. RefSeq names its product hypocretin (orexin) neuropeptide precursor (gene hcrt). Gene Ontology annotation, biological process: neuropeptide signaling pathway; sleep; response to starvation. Gene Ontology annotation, cellular component: perinuclear region of cytoplasm. NCBI's taxonomy places the organism in Eukaryota, Metazoa, Chordata, Actinopteri, Blenniiformes, Blenniidae. Gene Ontology annotation, molecular function: neuropeptide hormone activity; type 2 orexin receptor binding; type 1 orexin receptor binding. The transcript has a single exon. Bases 240 to 572 code for a protein of 110 amino acids. The record is from RefSeq and is a predicted model, not a curated record.
CCCUUUAAAUAAAGGCAGUUAAAAUUAGUUAAAUCUUUUGAAUCCCAAUUAAAUGAUGUUGUAGGGGCUGAUUUAAAAGAAGUGAGUGUGUGGAACAAAAUAAUGUUUCAUUUUGAAUGAAAGAAAACCUGAAAGUUUGAAUUAUUCUUCACCAGCGUUAUGUUCAGACGCACACAAGUUGAAGGAACAGACUAGAAUGUUGUGAUAUGUGAUGUUUUGUGUCCCCCCCCCUCACACACAUGCACACACCCCCCCCACAGAAAGGCCUGCUGCUGCUCUCCAUGCUGCUGCUGUCCCAGCUGGCCUGCGACGCUCAGAGUGUGUCGGAGUGCUGCAGCCAGCCGUCCCGCUCCUGCCGCCUCUACGUGCUGCUGUGCCGCUCCGGCGCCGCCGGCGCCCUGGCGGGGGACGCCUCGGUGGGGAUCCUCACCCUGGGAAGGCGGUCGGAGGACGAGCUGCGGCUGCAGGGCCGGCUCCACCAGCUGCUCCACGGCUCCAGGAACCAGGCGGCCGGGAUCCUCACCAUGGGGAAGAGGACCGGCCGGGGGGCCGGGCAGCAGCCGGUGGACUGAACGGCUCAGCUCGGGAGUGCGGCCAUGACACCUUGACCCGACUGGAGGCCUGAAGCAGACCAGGACUUUUACAAUGCGGCCUGAUGAAUCAUCCAAGAGUGCUAUCGCACCAAAUGUGUCUUUUUCCAUUGUGUACUUUACAGAAAUGUUUAAUAUUGUACAUAUGUUAACUAAGGUGCUUUCAGAUGUAAUA